Molecule: messenger RNA, 3902 nt
Organism: Phytophthora nicotianae INRA-310
Lineage: Eukaryota; Oomycota; Peronosporomycetes; Peronosporales; Peronosporaceae
Exons: 1
Coding region: 49-1458 (469 amino acids)
Molecular function (GO): nucleic acid binding
Source: RefSeq, a predicted model, not a curated record
GUCCGAACUGUCUCCUCCACCCACUAUCAAAGUCUCCAGAAGAUCAUCAUGGCCGAUCUGCCUCCAACUCCCGCCGUCGCCGCCGAGUCCACGCCGGAGACGCUUCUACCCGUCCCUGAGACGUCCAUAACCCCUGCGAAAUAUGAUGCCAAUCCCUCUGACAAGAAAACUAGCGCGUGGAAGGAGCGCGGUAGCAGGAACUUGACGUAUGACGAGCGUCGCGCCAUGCUCGACUUCCUCCUAAAGCGACGCAUCGAAGGCUCCACGAAGCUGAUGCGGCACGCCGUCACAGAUGCAGCGACCGAGUUCGGUGUGGACCGUCGCACAGUCUCGAGGCUAUGGAAGCGCGCAGUGCAAAGCUUGGAGAACGGCGACGAGGUGUGUGACGUUGCGUCACGGAAGGUCGGACGCCGCGGCCGACGGAAACGCGACUGGUCAGCGGAAUUGGAGCGUGUCAAGGAGAUCCCAUUGGCUCAGAGAGGCUCCAUCCGCGCACUAGCCACAGCGGUCGGUAUCCCCAAGACGACACUGUACGAACUCCUAAAGGAGGACGGGAAUCCCUCCAUUAACGCAAUCAAGCCGUCGCUCACAGACAAGAAUAAGCUCGAGCGUCUGCGCUAUUGUGCCGAUAAAGUACGGUCCAAUGGACUAUUCGACGACAUGUACAACGUCGUGCAUAUCAAUAUGAAGUGGUUCUCGCUUCCAAGGGAUAAAAAGACAAAGGUCAUGUUCAUGGCAGCUGUAGCACGUCCUCAAUGGGACUCACAAAGGAACGAGUUCUUUGACGGUAAGAUAGGCGUAUGGCCAUUUGUCCGAGAUGAGAUACAAGCGUGUAUCCCCAUGGAGGGCUCAGAUAUGAAGUCUGCACUGCAAGGAAGAACGUUUGUACCGUUGGAGACUGUGACCAAAGAGGACGUACAGCGCAUGAUCACAGAGAUAAUAGUCCCCACUAUUCGACACAAAAUGCCGGUACAUUUAACUAUCUACAUCCAGCAAGACAGCGCCAAAAUUCGCUGUUCUGGCGAUGCCACAUUUGCUGAAGAAGGUCGGAAGGAAGGCUGGAAUAUCCAGAUGCAGAACCUCCCACCAUAUUCCCCGGACUUCACUGUGAUGGACAGCGCUCUGUUCCGAUUCGUUCAAGCAGCAUUGAAAGCGUCACCGCCCCCUUUACUCAACACCUCGGUGUCAGGACUCACCGAGCUCGUGUCUUGUGUGGAGCGAGCGUUCUCAACACUGAAAAGUGACCAGAUUAAUGACGCUUUUCUGUCAUUGCAAAAGGCGAUGGAGUGUACGAUGCGUGUUCAGGGCUCCAACACGUACGAACUAGGCCCCACUAGCAAGGAACAGCUCCAGUUCCAGGGCAGUCUACCUGUGAGUAUACUAUGCGAUCCUGACGCACUGUUGGCAUGCAGAGCAGCGCUGGACGAGAACACUGAUGAGGCUCUAGAAACUCUCUAAAGGGAAGAUAAAGCGAGCUAGCAUGCGUUCAUUGUGGUGAGUUUCUUUCUACUAGGGAAAGACUAUUCUUAAGCGACGAACGGAGCGCCGAGGUUCCACGCGAUGAAGGCAAAUACCUCGGACGUCUCCUCGAUGAUCUUGGUGGUGGGUUUUCCAGCUCCAUGGCCGGACUUGGUGUCAAUACGAAUGAGUAGAGGGUUCGUCUGCGUCUCCGAGUGUCCCAAUUGAUGCUGAAGUUCCGCAAUGAGUUUGUAUGAGUGCAGAGGCACCACACGAUCGUCAUGGUCGCCAGUAGUCAGCAGCACAGAAGGGAAUCCACCACGCUCCGACAGCUUCUGCAUGAUGGGGCUAUCGGCAUGCGGCACGUUGUGCACGGGCGAAUAGCGACGAAUGUAGUGGAAGUCGUCAGCCACAUCUGGAUCACCGUAGUCCGUGCGCCAAGCGUGGCCGAUAGUGAACUUGUGGAAGCGCAGCAUGUCCAUGACACCCACAGCGCCCACCACGCAACGAUACAGAUCAGGACGCUGGUUACUGGUAGCCGCCACUAGCAGCCCGCCGUUAGAUCCGCCGUGGAUCGCGAUCUUUUCCGGAUUCGUGUAGCCCUCCUUGAUCAAGUACUCAGCUGCGCCGUGGAAAUCAUCGAACACGUUCUGCUUCUUAUGCAGCAUACCAUCCUGGUGCCACUGCUCGCCGUACUCGCCACCACCACGUAAGUUAGGCAGCGCCAACAUACCAUUAAAGUGCUGCACGAACACGAGUCUCGAGACGCUAAAAGCAGGCGUAAGCGAGAUGUUGAAGCCUCCGUAGCCAUACAAAUACACAGGCAACUCGCCGUUCUUCGGUGCGUUCUUGCGCUUUACAAGGAACAUGGGGAUCUUGGUGCCAUCCUUGGACGGAUAGAACACUUGCUCGGCCUCAAACUGACUCGGAUCAAAAUCUUUCACCUUCGUCUCCCGGAACAGCUCAGCUUCAGGUGCAGUUCCAGAAGUUACAGCCGCCUUGGACAGGUCGAUACGGAAGAUAGAACCCGGAUACAGGAACGAGAUGAAGUGGUAGAACAGCUCCGACUCGGUGCGUUUGCUAGCCACCCCCACAGUGCCUACACUAGGCAGAGGGAUCUCGUACUGGAACACACCGUCUAGGUUGUACACAUGCAGCUCGUUGUGCACAUCCUUGACGAGCUGUACGACCAGCAAGUUCGGCGCCACAGGGUGCACACCUUCGAUCACGAUGGCGUCUGACUGUUCCGGGAUCACUUCUUCCCACACUGGCGUGGCACUGAGUUUGGUACGCACCACACGCUCGCGGGGGGCGUCAGCAUUGGUCUUGAAGUAGUAGUAGUCGCCGUCGUUCAAGAUGUACGAGUACGCUGCGUCCAUAUUGUCCACCAGCUUCGUCACUGAGAUCGUGGAGUCACUUGGGCCCUUCAGGAAGUUCUCAAAGUCACUCAAAUCCGCGGCGUGGAUCAUAUUGGCAUUCUUGCAGCCAUCUUGGACAUACAGCAGCAGCUUCUUACCGUCGUCUGAGACCUCAGCACCGACGUUAAACGUUGGUUCAGUCGGGUAUGCGUACACCAGUUUGUCUUCAGACUGCGGCGUGUGCAGCUUGUGGUACCAAAGCUGGUGGUUCAUGUUGGAGUCCGUCUCGGUGCCUCUCUUGGGUCCCUCUGCAUCGUCGUGCUUGUCGUCCUUCAUCUUCUCCGGAGGAGGGUAGCGUGAGUAAAAGAACCCCUUGUCAUCGUGUGUCCAGGAGAUACUGGAGAACUUGACCCACUCCACUGUGUCGUCCAACAUCUUGUUAUUGUCGUGCACCGCCAUGACCUUAAUGGUCUGCCAAUCUGAGCCGCCACGCGAAAUACCGUGCGCGAAGAAGAGCUUGCCGUCCUGGAGUUUGGCCUCCGAGAACGCGCGACUGGAUAGCGCGGCGGUACCGUCCUCUGCUAAAAGAUUGGGGUCCAAUAGCACGCGAGGUUCACUGUGCAGCUCGUCCUGGAUGUACAGCACGCUCUGGUUCUGUAGUCCGUCGUUCUUGGAGAAGACGUACUUGCCUCCGUGUUUACGCGGAGCGGAGUAUUUCUCAUAGUUGAAAAGCUCCGUCAUACGCGCCUUGGUUUCGGCCACGAACGGCAUUUGGUUCAACACGCGCUGCGUCACUUCGUUCUGCUUGGUGACAAACUCACGCGUCUCGGGCGAGUCCGGGUCCUCAAGCCAGCGGUACGGAUCCGCCACUUGCACACCAUGCAGCGUCUCCACCAGAUCGCCACGGCGCACGGCCGGGUACGUCAAUUUCUCAGCUAGUAAACCUGCAGUCUUCAUGGCCUUCUUCAUCAGAUCUUGCAAUGAGGGGAGCAAAUUGAAGAAGUACGUCACUAUCAAACCUCGAUUUAGCGUCACAGUAGGACGAAUAGUCAUUACUUGAUUUUUGAAUGUUUUUAUUCAAGCCAA